This is a messenger RNA of Siniperca chuatsi (mandarin fish), 3909 nucleotides long. Its product is annotated as probable E3 ubiquitin-protein ligase HERC6. The record is from RefSeq and is a predicted model, not a curated record. Gene Ontology annotation, molecular function: ubiquitin-protein transferase activity. NCBI's taxonomy places the organism in Eukaryota, Metazoa, Chordata, Actinopteri, Centrarchiformes, Sinipercidae. The coding region runs from base 37 to 3102 and encodes 1021 amino acids. The transcript is spliced from 23 exons.
AGGCUGUAAACGCAUCAGUCCAGUACAGGUGGAGACAUGGUGCAGCUGUACUGUUGGGGAGACAGCUCCAGGGGACAGUUUGGUCCACAGACAGCCCUCAGUCCGGUGUCCUGGACUGACGUCCCCGGGGUUAUAACCGACAUCUGCUGUGGGGACGAGCACACUUUAUUCCUCACCAGGGAUGGAGGGGUUUUAUCAUGUGGACACAACUCACAGGGUCAACUUGGACGAACGAAAUGUAAAAAUGGAAGAACACCAGGUCGUGUGGAGGGGUUGGGUGAUGUGGUGUCGAUGGCUUGUGGUCGGGACCAUUGUCUGGCUGUGUGUACAUCUGGACAGGUGUUCUCCUGGGGGGCAGAAGAGGAUGGACAGCUAGGCAUGUUACCGCAGCUACUGUGCAACCAUCACAGACCAAGUCGGGUGCCUAUACCACUGCGAGUACCCGUGAUUCAAGUUGCUUGUGGAAGCUCCCACUCCCUGGCACUGACUAAAGGAGGAGAUGUCUUCUCGUGGGGUUUGAACAGUCAUGGCCAGCUAGGCCUGGGGAAGGAGGUGUCACUGCAGUAUACACCUGUCCUGGUGAUUGCUCUGACCGGCGUAGCGGUGACCCAGAUUUCAGCCGGAGCGACCCACACUCUGUUCCUCACACUCCCAGGCCUGGUGUACUGCUGUGGGGCCAACAAAUCUGGCCAGCUGGGGCUCAACAGGGUGGAUGAGAAGGGCAGGUUCAACAUCUGUAUGGUACCUGCCCUCCGACCUCUGGGUGUCUCCUUCAUAAGCUGUGGAGAGGCACACUCUGCUGUGUUAACAAAGGAUGGCCAGGUUUUCACUUUUGGAGAGGGACGCUACGGUCAGCUCGGUCACAACUCCUCUGCUGAUGAAGUGAAACCCAGACUGGUUGAAGGUCUGGAUGGACCCACCUCACAGAUUUCAUGUGGCAGAUGUCACACUCUGGUUUUGGGCUCCUCUGGCCAACUGUGGGCUUUUGGCAAUGGGACCAAAGGUCAAAUUGGGACUGGACGACCAGAGGACAGUCUGAGUCCCACUCUGGUACAACUUCCAUGGACCACAGACAGUGCAGCAGCCUUACCCAAAGCAGACUUGAAAAUAUCGGCUGGGUGGAAUACAAACUUCACUUAUGCUUCACCUACAAAGAGCUUGGACCGAGGUCAGAUAACUGGGCGGCUUGAUGAGACCAAACUGCAAAAAUGGCUGUCAGUGAGACAUGGCAACGCAGAGGCAAAGAGAGAAAUAGUUUCAAUGUUUUUCACAAGUUCAAGUCUUGUUGCAAGUUUCACGAAGGCCAAUGGGCCUCCAUCAGAAGCAGGUGCCUUAACUGUGGACCUUGAGACAGCUAGCCGAGCUUUCGACAAGCUGCUGGCAAUACCAUGGAUCAAACAAUCAGUACACCUAAACGUCCUGAUGGACUUGCUUGUCCUUUCAAGAACUGCCCUAAAAUCACCAGAGAUCCUCCUGAUUCUGCUGACGUGCCCCCUUCUCCAAGAGGACUCUAAUGUCAUGAACAUUGUGUUGCCGUUGGCUAUCGUUAUUGCAGAAAUGAAUGAGAAGAAUCAGGAAACACUAAAACGCUGGUGGUCUUCCCUGACACCCUCCACACUAACGAAGCACAUCUUGGUGUUCAAAAAUGCCUUGGCCUUCAUGCUAAAAAAUGGCCUCCUGGCAACUCACAACCCAGGAGUCAAAUUCCUGCUGGAAGUCCUCAAGCUGCUCUACAAAGCAAACAAAGCUGGAAAGUCCUACAAAGUCCCACUGAGCACCUUUUACGUUGAGGAAAUCAAUAGUAAUGUGCAGCCAACGGAGGACGUCACUCUUUGGCAGGCAUUUUCUGGAGUGGAGGAUGACGUCAACACACCCGCCAUUUUCUGCCGCUACCCAUUCCUGUUCACUCUGGUUUGCAAGGUGGCAAUCUUUAACAUCUUUGCAUUGAUAAUGAAGGAAGCGCACAAUAUAAUUCAUGAAUGGGCUUUGAGGUGGCCUGAUCAAUUGUGGGUAGAUCCCCCAGACUCUGUCCCGGCUCCGGUCUUCCUGCUCACUCUGAGACGAACUCACCUGGUCGAGGACACCUUCAGACAGCUCGGUACAGCCGACCACUGCGCCUUCAAAAGGAAGCUUCUGGUACAAUUUGUGGAUGACAGGAAGGUGAUGAAUGUGAACCAAAGGGACUUCUUCCUGCAUGUGUUCGAUGAGCUGAAAGCUCCCGAAUCUGAAAUGUUCAUGUACAACGAGAGAGAGACUCUGGCCUGGUUCCCUCCAAGGCCGAAAGUGGAGGAGAAGACAUACUUCCUGUUUGGCGUUCUGUGUGGCCUGGCCCUCUAUAACCACAACAUCAUCCACCUGCCCUUCCCACUGGUUCUCUUCAAGAAGCUGCUUAACUUCAAACCCUCACUGGAUGACAUGAGGGACUUUGAACCUGUAGUGGGAGAGUCUUGGCGGUGCAUGAUGGAGGACUACACUCCUGAUGAAGUUAAAAACCUGGAAACUACUUUCACUGUGAGCUGGGGUGGUGAGACCGUUGAGCUUGAUCCCACAGAAACUGGAAAACUUGUCACGUGGUCAAACAGGAAGGAGUUUGUAGCCGCCUUUGUCGACUAUGCCUUCAACAAAUCGGUGGAGGGAGUGUUCGGAGCGUUCAAGAGAGGGUUCUUCAAGGUGUGUGACAUCAACGUGGUAGAGUUCUUCCAGCCGGAGGAGUUGCAAGUAGUGAUGGUGGGCCAAGAAAACUACGACUGGGAGGCGUUCAAGCAGAACACAGUUUAUGAAGGAGACUACCACGCUGAGCAUCCAAACAUCGUGACCUUCUGGGAGGUGUUUGAGAAAAUGACAGCAGAGGAAAAGAAAAAAUUCCUUUUGUUCCUCACAGGCUGCGACCGUGUACCCUUCCUGGGUAUGGAGAGCAUCAAGAUGAGAGUGGCUGUCUUGCCCGAUUCCACUGACCUCCACUUGCCAGAAUCCCUCACCUGUCAUUGUCUGUUAUUACUGCCAACCUACCAGAGAUACCCAGUCGAGAGGACAAUGCAGACCAGGCUUCUUCAGGCCAUCAAUCACAAUAGAGGCUUCUGGAAAGAAGACCCUACAGGCUGAAGUUACGAAGGCUUCUUUAAAAACACCCUAUAUUGUUUCCAGUUAAUUUUGGUGCUUUUGUAGCUCUACAAUCUGUCAAAUGUAGCAGUUUUUUUUUCUAAAUGUAGACACUGCUAUAUUAAUGUUAAAGUAAGUUUUAACUUGGGAUCCAUAGUGAUAUUGGUUAUGUAGAUGGACUUAGCAGCCCAUGUGCUGUCAUUUAGUAGUUUAGUAGAAAUACAUGUAUUUGUUUUUAAUUUCACUUGAUGUUGAUGCCACUUGCACUUGUUAAAUGCUGAAGUCCAGUUUGAAAAUGUUCUUCAAUAGCGCAGUCUAGAGUUAUUUAACUAUUAGAGUUAGAACCAAUGUUUCCACAUACUUAUUCAGCUUUGUCAAGUCACAAACCAAAAUAUGCACAAGUAGGAACAAUUGAAAGGAAGUAAAUACAUCCUGAAUGUACACCAGAAUGCAUACAGGAAAUAAAAUCACUGGUAUUAAGUAUCCAGAUCAUGUGACAGAGGGGUGGAUAUUGGACCAAAUCAUUUUUCACUUCAGUAUACAGUAUAUAAAACCAGCAGUUAGGCCACUGCCAUUGCUUUCAGUCACUGCUACACGUCUGCUUAGAUCCACUAUACUGAGAUGACAACCUCACUUUUUUGACACUUUAUAUCAUGACAUUGUUAGCAUUAAGUACUCUCGUUAUACAAGCUUAAAUCUUAAGCAAAUAUUUAGUCUCAAAAAAACUAAACUGUGUGUAAUUCAAUAAAUCAGUUAUUUUCUUGCCCUUUGUACCUUAAUAACCUAGUAAAUAAAUGUGUUUCUCUGGAA